AUGAAGUCCGCACUCGUGUCAGUCGGCCUCUUGGCCUGGCUGAUCUCCUUGGUCUCUGCCACCGCCCUGACAUAUAGACUUGGUGCCAACGAGAAGGCUUGCUUCUAUGCCACCUCUCCCAAGGAGAACACCAAGAUGGCAUUCUACUUCGCCGUGCAAUCAGGAGGAUCUUUCGAUCUUGACUACGAGGUCACAGGCCCGGAAGAGAAGAUAGUUCUUAGCGGAGAAAAGGAGCGCCAGGGCGACUUUGUCUUCACUGCGCAAAGAGCUGGAGACUACAAAUUCUGCUUCAACAACGACAUGAGCACCUACACAGAAAAGAUCGUCGACUUUGAGAUUGCUGUCGAGGACGAAGUGCGAGCGCAGCUCCCCGCCAAGCAGGGCACAAGCCCCGAGCAGACUUCCGCCCUCGAGGAAUCCAUCUACAAGAUCUCCGGACAGCUCUCCACAAUCACACGCAACCAGAAGUACUUCAGAACGAGAGAGAACCGCAACUUCAGCACCGUCCGAAGCACAGAAAAGAGAAUUGCCAACUUCAGCAUGAUCCAAUGCGCCAUGGUUAUCUGCAUGGGUGGUCUCCAGGUGUUCGUUGUUAGAUUCUUCUUCCAGGGCGCCAGGAAGGGCUACGUGUGA
Molecule: messenger RNA, 633 nt
Organism: Truncatella angustata
Lineage: Eukaryota; Fungi; Ascomycota; Sordariomycetes; Amphisphaeriales; Sporocadaceae
Product: emp24/gp25L/p24 family/GOLD
Exons: 3
Coding region: 1-633 (210 amino acids)
Biological process (GO): endoplasmic reticulum to Golgi vesicle-mediated transport; Golgi organization; protein retention in ER lumen
Cellular component (GO): Golgi apparatus; endoplasmic reticulum-Golgi intermediate compartment; endoplasmic reticulum
Source: RefSeq, a predicted model, not a curated record